Molecule: messenger RNA, 2391 nt
Organism: Nematolebias whitei (Rio pearlfish)
Lineage: Eukaryota; Metazoa; Chordata; Actinopteri; Cyprinodontiformes; Rivulidae
Gene: lonrf1
Product: LON peptidase N-terminal domain and ring finger 1, like
Exons: 12
Coding region: 99-2258 (719 amino acids)
Molecular function (GO): protein binding
Source: RefSeq, a predicted model, not a curated record
GUUGUGGGAGAAUAUCCUCCCACUACAGUCCAGUAAGGAUGUGUAAGCACGCGGACAGGAGAAAAGACAAAUGUAAAUAGCAUUUCACGAACAUUUCAAUGUCGCUGAAACCGCAGGCUGAGGAGAGAAGCGCCUUCUUCAUCGGCGCUGACGAUAAUGUCUCUGAGGAGAAGGAGGGCCACCAUGAACUUAUACUUCAGAAAGGCAACGCUUUAGCGUCUGAGGACUGUCUGAAGGAGGCCAUUGACUGGUUCUCCGCGGCUGUCCAGUACGGUCCAGUCCGUCCGGAGCAGCUCGGCACUUUGGUUGAAUGUAUCCUCCGGAACUUCCGGAGGAGGGCGGAGGGCCCGGGUGUCCGUGCGGACCGGAGCUGGGACGCAGCGGGGUUCGAUUGCCCCGGCUGUCACAGCUUUUUGGGCCAACCGGUCACCGUAGCCUGCGGACACUCGUACUGCAAACGGUGUUUACGCCGGCGGCUCGUGUCCAAAUGUCGGCUGUGCGGCGAGGCUGUGAGCGGGAAGGAGAAAGCUAAUGUGACUCUGUGCGCACUCCUCGAAAAGUGGUUCCCGGACGAGCUGGAGAAGUCCCGAACGUCGCGCGAAGUGGACUCGCUGUGCAGAAGAAAACUCUACAAUGAAGCUGUGUCUCUCGCGAGCGACGCUCUCCGCUCAGAUCCACUUUUGACCGAGGCUCGACUGUCCCGAGCCGAAGCGUACACGGCUCUGAAACGGUACCGACUUGCUUUGGAGGACAUCAGAGUUUGUUCCAAGUCCAGCUGUUCUGCUGAGACUCUGUUCAGGAAAGCGACGGUUCUGCAUGAAAUGGGUCAGGUGGACGAGUCCCUCCAAGUCUUCCUUCACUGUCUGACCAUUGACGAGGACUUCCCCGGUGCUAAAAGACACGUGGAAAAGAUCUUGUGCGACCUGCUCUCUCCGGUUGAUGAGAACGUGAAAGUUGGUCUGAGGGAAACGUCGCAGAACCUGUUGCCUCACCUGCGCACCAAAACUCCAGUGGAAGAUGCUCCAGUUCUGCCAGAGGGCCCGGUUCUGAAACAGCACCAACACCAAAAAUGGUGUGAAAGCUCGGUGCGCUCCGGUCUAAGUCGAGCCCAGUCGCUGCGAAUGCACGGCUGCAGUAGCAGUGAAGAGGGGCUGAAGAGGGUUAGCUCGGCUCCUCAGCUGGGUGACCAGGACAAGGGGAGUCUGCUGAAGAGGAAGCUGUCCGUGUCAGACAUGGAACCGUGUGUUGUGGACUGUGGAAGCAGCAAACACAAAAAACAAGGUGUGGCAAAAUGCGCCAAACACCAAAGUGGCAAAGCACAACCCUGCAGACAUGUUCCUGAGGAUCUGUUGGACCCCAGUGACCUGGAGUGUUCCCUCUGCAUGAGGUUGUUCUAUGAGCCUGUGACUACACCGUGUGGCCACACGUUCUGUAAGAACUGCUUGGAGCGUUGUUUGGACCACACUCCCCAGUGUCCCCUCUGCAAAGAGAGCCUAAAAGAGUAUCUCGCCUGCAGGAAGUUCAUGGUGACGGCUGUCCUGGACACGCUGAUCAAACAGCACUUGAGUGGAGAGUAUGAGGAGAGGACUAAAACUCAUCUGGAGGAGAACAGAGAGCUUUCAGACCUGACAAAGAAUGUGCCUAUUUUUGUGUGUACCAUGGCCUACCCCACUGUGCCUUGUCCCCUGCACGUUUUUGAGCCACGUUAUCGCCUCAUGAUUCGCCGCUGCAUGGACAUAGGCACACACCAGUUUGGGAUGUGUAUUAACGACCCUCAAAAAGGGUUUGCAGAUUAUGGAUGCAUGCUGAUCAUCAGGAGCGUCCAUUUCCUCCCCGAUGGACGAUCUGUGGUCGAUACCGUCGGAGGAAAACGCUUCCGGGUUUUGUCUAGAGGAAUGAAGGAUGGUUACAACACUGCAGAUAUCGAGCACUUGGAGGACAGCAGGGUGGACGACGGAGAAGAGCUAGAAAAGCUGCAAGAACUGCACGAUGCGGUGUAUGACCAGGCCCAAGUCUGGUUCCAGAACCUGAAGAUCCAUUUCCACAACCAGAUUCUGCAGCACUUUGGACCAAUGCCAAAACGAGAAGCUGACAUUCAGGCGACUCCAAACGGUCCAGCUUGCUGCUGGUGGCUGCUGGCCGUUCUGCCCAUCGACCCGCGGUACCAGCUCUCCGUUCUCUCCAUGACCAGCCUCAAAGACCGCCUGGUGAAGAUUCAGCAGAUCCUCGCAUAUCUGCAGAGCAUCCCCAACAACUAGAGCUUCCUCCUCAACAAACGUCCUCCUGGGACUUUGAAGGGACGUUCAGGAAAACACCAAGCAGCUCCACGUCAGCUCCUGUCCGCUGCCAGCUGAAAGCAAUACUUUGAGGCGUGAGACGCUGCAGUUAUCG